AUGAACCGCGAGCUUAUGUCAUCAUCGGGGUCGUCUGUGGCCAAAACAACGAAAAUGAACGAGUUGAAGAAGCGCUCGAACAAUUGGACCGAUUCAGAGCGGCACUCCGCUCUGUCAACAAUACUGAAUCAACAUGAUUCACUUUUUGGAAAGUUCAAAGGGGCCACUCUUGGAAAUAAGGCCAAGGAGGCCAAAUGGGAUGAGAUCGUAAUGGAAAUAAAUUCCUGUGGUGGUACACGCAGAACUGUGGAAGAGGUCCGGAAGAUGUACCAGAACUCAAAGCAACGGGCAAAGGAGAAAUUCUUUCGCAGCCAAAAGACUGGGGGUGGACCUGGAGAGCAGUUUUCAGCAUGCGAUAAUUUGCUUCUAGACAAACUAAAGGACACAAAUGUUCUGACUGGCAUUGCUGGCGGGGUUGAGAGUGGGUCCUACUCAUUCAUCAUUGAGAACGGUAUAUAA
Molecule: messenger RNA, 459 nt
Organism: Mya arenaria
Lineage: Eukaryota; Metazoa; Mollusca; Bivalvia; Myida; Myidae
Exons: 3
Coding region: 1-459 (152 amino acids)
Cellular component (GO): nucleus
Source: RefSeq, a predicted model, not a curated record